Molecule: messenger RNA, 1600 nt
Organism: Cynara cardunculus var. scolymus (artichoke)
Lineage: Eukaryota; Viridiplantae; Streptophyta; Magnoliopsida; Asterales; Asteraceae
Product: UDP-glycosyltransferase 76B1-like
Exons: 2
Coding region: 62-1444 (460 amino acids)
Molecular function (GO): UDP-glycosyltransferase activity
Source: RefSeq, a predicted model, not a curated record
GGGGAAAAAGAUGAUGCUUAAAAGAUUAUCUUGAAUUUAAAGUUCUUGAACCUGGCUGAAUAUGGAGAUCCAUGGAAGAGCUCCCACUCUCCAGUGGACAGUACCGACGGCAACUCGCCGGAGAAUUGCAUUGUUCUCCAUGCCUUUCCAGGGUCAUAUCAAUCCGAUGCUUCAGUUGGCAAAUAUUCUUCACAGCCAAGGUUUUAAAAUAACAAUGAUACACACUGAAUACAACUCUCCAAAUCAUUCAAACUAUCCUCACUUCACCUUCAAAUCCAUCUCCGACAACUUCUCGGAGAUCAUAAACCAGUUGCCAAAGAAAGACCCCAGCUUUUACAUUAAGUACCUUAAUAGCAGCUGUGUAGAUCCGUUUAGGAAUUGUCUGGCUGGAUUGUUGUUGGAAGAACCGAUUGCUUGUUUGAUCGCUGAUGCUGGAUUCUAUUUCACUCAGGCGGUGGCCGACGAACUGAAGAUCCCUCGAGUGGUGCUCCGGACAAGCAGUCUUGGUUGCGUCGUAGCUUACGGCGUUUUGCCCAUUUUAUCGGAAAAGGGUUACUUCAAUCCUCCUAAAGAAGAUUACGAAACAUCAGUGCCAGAACAUCCACUUUUGAAAUUUAAAGAUAUCGUAAAGAUCUCAAUCAACCCACAAGGUAUGUCAGAAUUCGUGACCAACAUGCAUAAUCAAAUGAAGGCAUCAUCAGGGAUAAUUUGGAACACGUUCAAAGAACUCGAAGAAUCUGCACUAGAAACUAUUCACCAAGAUUUUCCAAUUCCGAACUUCACUAUAGGCCCAUUCCACAAGUACUUCUCUGCGUCCUCGAGUAGCUUGAUUGAACAAGACCGGACCAUUAUCUCAUGGCUAGACACCCAAGCACCCAAGUCUGUGAUAUAUGUAAGUUUUGGGAGUGUAGCACGCAUAACUGAGUUAGAAUUUCAAGAAGUGGCCCAUGGGUUGGCUAAUACUGGUUUACCAUUCUUGUGGGUGGUUCGACCAGGGGUUGUUUCUGGUUCAGAAUGGCUUGAGUUGUUGCCUGAAAAGUUCCUAGAGAGAGUGGGUGAUAAAGGACGUGUAGUGAAAUGGUCUCCCCAACAAGAAGUGCUUGCUCAUCCCGCAACAGGAUGUUUUUGGACUCAUAGUGGAUGGAAUUCAACAUUGGAAAGCAUAUGUGAAGGAGUUCCUAUGGUUUGUUCUCCUUGUUUUGUCGACCAACCAAUAAUUGCAAGAUAUGUGUGUGACGUUUGGAAGAUUGGCGUUUUGUUGAAGGAUGACUUUGAAAGGUUAGGGAUUGAGAUGACAAUCAAAAGAGUAAUGAUGGAUGACGAAGGAGAAGAAAUACAAAAGAGAAUACAUUGUCUAAAAGAGAAGGUAAACCUCUCUCUUGUAGAAGGUGGUUCUUCUUAUCGGUCGUUACAAAGUUUGGUUGAUUAUAUUUUAUCAUUCUAACCUUAAGAAAUCACUUGUAAUUUGUAUGGAUGGAUCUGGAGCAAAAAGCUUCCUUAGAUCUUGAAAUCCCGUUAUUGACCUUGGCUCAUGUUUAUCUAAGAAUUAAAUUAGAAUAAAACUUUGGGGAAAUUGUAAGAUUAUGGUUGAGUCAUGAGA